Arabidopsis lyrata subsp. lyrata is the source of this 2036-nucleotide messenger RNA. RefSeq names its product probable receptor-like protein kinase At3g17420. Gene Ontology annotation, molecular function: ATP binding; protein kinase activity. NCBI's taxonomy places the organism in Eukaryota, Viridiplantae, Streptophyta, Magnoliopsida, Brassicales, Brassicaceae. The transcript has 7 exons. Bases 385 to 1788 code for a protein of 467 amino acids. The record is from RefSeq and is a predicted model, not a curated record. Gene Ontology annotation, biological process: protein phosphorylation.
UAGAAAAAAAGACUAAUAAAACGAGAAAAAGACGAAAAUACAUUAAAAAAAAAAAAAAAGCAAACACAGCCCACAAAGCAUAAAAAUAUUCCAGAAGAAGAAACAUCAAAGAAAGCUUCAAACUUCUUUCUCUAUUUCCCCCUCUUUUCUCUCUCACCAUUGGCAACCCUACAAAGAUCUCUCUCUCAAGAUUUCUGAAAAUGGAAAUAUAAUCUCACUGAUUUUCUUUUUUUUUUUCUUGUUUCGUUUUCUCUAUGUUUUGUGGGUUUCCUUUAUUAACCCGAGCUGUAGUCUCCAUCUCCCAGCCGGACAUAGAAAGAAAAAAUAGAGGAAAUUUGUUCACAAAGAAGGUACAUAUAUAUAUAUACAAAGUCUCUGUGAAAUAUGGCAUCUCAGCUAAAACGAACUCUAACCAAGAGAUACGGUGUUCUUGAACUGUGGGAGAUCAUAGUGAUUGCUCUAUUUGCAGUGUUCAUAGUAAUCCUUGUCAUUUCAGUAUGGCUCAGCUUCCGUAAAAAGUCCAAAAGAUCUAAUGCCACAACGCUUCCUGUAACUCAAAGCCCUCGCUUUACUGAAGAAAUCAAAGAAAUAAGUGUUGAUCAUGUUUCAUCUAACAACAAUGGUACUUCUUACCCAACUCUUGAUGAGAAAUUCGUUGAGGACAUCGAGAAUGGCGAUAAGUUUUCUGGUUCUUUGGAGAAAAAACCCGCGGUUGGGUCACAUUUGCCUCCUAGUACUCCUUUAACAACAGCUCCUUCACCUCUCUUGGGUCUGCCUGAGGUUUCUCACAUUGGUUGGGGUCAUUGGUUCACUCUCCGUGACCUUCAACUCGCGACUAAUCAUUUCUCAAAGGAGAAUAUCAUCGGUGAUGGUGGAUACGGAGUUGUUUACCAUGGAACUUUGACUAAUAAAACCCCUGUGGCUGUCAAAAAGCUGCUCAACAAUCCAGGGCAAGCUGAUAAAGAUUUCAGAGUUGAGGUGGAAGCUAUAGGACAUGUGCGGCAUAAGAACUUAGUUCGGCUUCUUGGAUAUUGCGUUGAAGGAACACAUAGGAUGCUGGUUUAUGAGUACAUGAACAAUGGGAACUUAGAGCAAUGGCUUCAUGGAGACAUGAAUCACAAAGGGCACCUCACUUGGGAAGCUCGGAUCAAAGUUCUUGUUGGCACUGCAAAAGCGCUGGCUUAUCUUCACGAAGCUAUUGAGCCGAAAGUGGUGCAUAGAGACAUAAAAUCGAGCAAUAUACUGAUGGAUGACAACUUUGACGCAAAGUUAUCUGAUUUUGGUCUUGCUAAAUUGCUUGGAGCUGAUUCAAGUUACGUCAGUACUCGAGUUAUGGGUACAUUCGGGUAUGUCGCGCCUGAAUAUGCUAACUCUGGUCUCCUCAACGAAAAGAGCGACGUGUACAGCUAUGGUGUUGUUCUCUUGGAAGCUAUUACUGGAAGGUAUCCAGUGGAUUAUGCGCGGCCUAAAGAAGAGGUGCAUAUGGUGGAGUGGUUAAAGCUGAUGGUUCAACAGAAACAGUUUGAGGAAGUGGUGGAUAAAGAGCUUGAGAUCAAACCAUCAACUAGCGAACUUAAACGAGCACUUUUAACAGCUUUGAGAUGUGUUGAUCCUGAUGCAGACAAGAGGCCAAAGAUGAGUCAAGUGGCUCGAAUGCUUGAAUCAGAUGAAUACCCUGUGAUGCCUAGAGAGGAAAGAAGAAGAAGGAGAAAUCAGAACGCAGAGACGCAUAGAGAAAGCACAGACACGAAUAAAGAUAAUGAUAUAAUAACAGAUGCAAAGAUUUGAGCAAGGAACAGAAACAUGGACCCUUCUUUAUGACUUUUAGAUUCUUUGGAGAUUGUUUAGAUUCUUUACUGUGUCUAUAAGUUAAUUAUGUGAUAUAUAUAGAUACAGAGAAGAACACGAUUUGUUUCUUUUGUCUGGAGGAGGAGAGAGCUUUUGUAUAGCUUUGUUGCACUGUCUUUUUUAAUACCUUCAUACAGAGUCAGUUACAGACAUAUAUUUACAAAAUGAAUUUUAUUUGGAUCUUUAAA